UGUACAAUCGGUACCACGUGACCGUUUUCCUGGCUCGCGGUUGUGGCACAAAUCGUGAUUUUCGAGGCUCUUUCUCUAUGGACUAUAACGGGGAAAAACGGACAAAGACGCAUAUUUACGAAUCUUAAAAUUGGAUGUGUUAAAUUGUUUUGUUCUGGGGGUUCUUUCGGCAAUUGAGGAGCCGCUUUCAUAGGAGCUGCCGUUUAGUUUUUACUACGGGGUUUGUUUACCACAUUUCAACUUGGUUGAGCCGUCGGAGAUGAGUGGUCCCGAGGUAGUGAAGACGCCGGGGGGUGGGGCUCCGGGGAAGGAAGGCAAGGAGCCUGUAGCAAAUGGACAUCCAGGAGAGGGGGAUCAGGGAGGAGACGAUCCCUUUGCUGAGUACAUGUGGAUGGAGAACGAGGAUGUUUACAACAGACAGGUUGAAGAGGAGUUGUUGGAGCAGGAGUUCUUGGAGCGUUGUUUCCAGGAGAUGUUGGAUGAGGAGGACCAGGAUUGGUUCAUCCCGGCCAGGGACCUCCCCUCGGGGGUGGGUCAGAUCCAGCAGCAGCUUAAUGGCCUGUCAGUCAGCGAUGGAGGAAACGCAGAGGAGAUGGCGAGGAAGAGCAACUUGAACCCCGAUGCGAAGGAGUUCAUUCCAGGAGUGAAAUACUAGGAGUCCCCCUCACCCCCAGGGAGCGCCCACGCGCACACACAAGCACGAUCUCACACACCCUCGCAGAGACUCUGGCGGCCUCGUCCGGAACACACACACACACACCGAACAACACACACAGGUCCAGGGCGUGUAGGUAGAAACCCAUAGGAGGGUGGGGGGACUUUUAUUUUGAUUUUCUGUUUGUUUGAUGGUUAACUAAGGGACAGGGUGGGGGGUGUCAGUAUGAAUAAAACCCUAUCGAGGGAGCUGCUGCUCCAUGUACACUGUAAAGGUAGUGUCUCAAAUUGCACGCUAUUCCCUAUGUAGUGCACUACUUUUGACCAGGGCCCAUGGGCUUGAGUCCAUAGGGAACAGGGUAACUUUUCGGAUGCACACCGAGACGUACAUAUACAGAGUAACGAGAAACUCUGAGAUUUACCGACCUUUUUCAUGGUUGCCAUGUUGGCACCUAAAAACUCCCAUGAUAUUUCAACAGGCAAAUCGCAAAUGACACCCUGUUCCACUUUCAUUGUGCACUACCUGGUCUAAAGUAGUGCACUACAUAGGAAGUAGGGUGCCAUUUUGAGAUCUGCAUUUAUACUUUUCAUGGCUGCCAUGUUUGUGCCGGAAUGUUCCACAACAUUACCAUUCUAAUUGGAAUCCAACUAAGAAUGUUCUUGUUGCUAUAGAAUGACCCGGUGCCAACAUGGAUGACAGACAGUUGUCCGUUCUAGAACUCUGUACAUCUACGUACCUCUGGUUACAAUAUGACAUCAUAAUGACUCUGUUCAAUAGGUCGUUAUCAAUAAAGUGUCACAAUACGGUGCAGAGGUUUUGAAUCGCCUGCUGAGGGGGCAAGGAGACUCCUAGCUCCACUUAAACCGUUGACAACUGCGUGCCGUUUUUCAAGGGAUUGUUAAACAAAUGUUAACUAUUUGGUUGUAAUCUCCUCUUGAAGCCCAGAGUCAAAAAUAAAAACAUCAGAUUAUUCCACAUUUGCCUUUAUCAUCAGUUCUAAAUUAACUGCAUACUUUCCGUGAUCAGUAAACAUCAAUUGAUCAUGGAAUUUCAGAUACGCGAGGGUAGCCUCACGAUAUAGCUCAAUAUUGACCACCAUUGAUUGGAUAUUUGAGUGAUAGAAAGGAGAGCUGUUACCUGACCAAUAUGAGUGGUUUAGGUUCAUUUGCCAUCCGUUGUGGGCUCUGCCUGUCAAGCAGCAGAAGGGGGCAUUUGCAGAUGUACUGCUGGUUGAUAAUGUUUACUUUGCUAGCUACUGGUAGAAACGUUGUACAGUUGGCUAAACAUAGUGGUAAGUAGACCUGUUGUACUUUUUUCCCUACCUAGUAACGUUAGCUAACAUUAUCCCCUUUACAACAUUGUUUUUAAGAGUGUUUUAAUCCCUAUUGCUGCUGACAGAUGUGAUAGAGAAUAAAUUGAUGUAACACGUCAAUGUGGCUAGCUAACGGCAGAUUGCGUCAAUGUGGCUAGCUAACGGCAGAUUGCGUCAAUGUGGCUAGCUAACGGCAGAUUGCGUCAAUGUGGUUAGCUAACGGCAGAUUGCGUCAAUGUGGCUAGCUAACGGCAGAUUGCGUCAAUGUGGCUAGCUAACGGCAGAUUGCGUCAAUGUGGCUAGCUAACGGCAGAUUGCGUCAAUGAGGCUAGCUAACGGCAGAUUGCGUCAAUGUGGCUAGCUAACUUCCAGUGUAUAAACUAGAUUGCUAUAUCCAGAUAUGGUUUGAUUUGCUUGUCCUCUAGUGGAGGUGACCGUAGUCCACUUUACCAAGAUGAGGACUUGUCCAUGUCAAGCUCUUUCCACAAGCCUAAUCUCUGAUGAAGCAAGCUAAAUUAUGUUGUCUUUGAAAUCUAUUUUGCUACAUGCCAAAUUAAUAGGCUACUCUCACAUAUCUAAAAAAACAAACAAAAACAUGAUCAAUUGAUGUUUAUUGACCAUGAAAGCAUGCAGUUACUUGCUGUAUAUCUCUUGAGUAUGCUCUUCAAGAGUUGAUGAAAACCGUUAUUUAGCAAUCCCUAAAUAUGGCACAUAGUUGUCAAUGGUUUUAGCGGAGCUAGGGGUCUCCUUGCCCCCCUAGCAGCCAACUCGAACACUCUGCACAGGAUUGUGACGUUUUUAUUGAUAACCACCUACAGACCUGCCUAAAUUUCCUCUUAUGACAUCAUAAACACUCUCUGUGUAGAGCGGUUUUUAUUCCUCACGGGUCUGGUUCCAAACCAGUUACUCCUCUCUCCUAUCCCCUAACCCCUUGUGGGUGAAAAGAUUGAGGUUCUAGCCCCCAUAUCAGAACCGGGAUCUGAAAGGUAGGUCUUGUAUGGGGAGCAUUUGAACCCUUUUGAUGGUUCUAAGUGAACAAGGGUGUAGGGGUUAGGGUAUUUUAGAGUUUGGAACGAGGCUGUUCUCUCUGGCUUGCAUCUCAAAUGGCACCCUGUUCCCCGUACAGUGUUCUACUUUUAACCAGAACCCUACGGGCUCAGGUCAAAAGUAGUGCACUAAAUAAGGAACAGGGUCCUGUUUGGGACGCAGCCUCUCAGUACUGAAAGAAUGGAAGCAUCAUGUUGAACUCUUGUUGGUUCAAUCGUGUUUAUAUAAACACCUGAUCAGGCUCUGUUUUAAAAAUUUAAAUCUCAUUUAUUUUGUCUUUCGAAGAGCAAAGUUGUUUAGUCUCUCUUGGGUUGCCGUAGCCUGUGGUCAAAACGGGAAUUGGAAAUGAAUUCCAAAAUGGCAGCCAUAUUCCUUCGUAUAGUGCCCUACUUUUGAUCAGGGCCCAUGGGGCUCCCAGUGGUAGUGCACCACAUGGGCAAUAGUGUGCCAUUUUGGGGUUCAUACUUGUCUGUCUUUAGCUCCGUGUCUAGGGGAGGUUCAAAUGAAUGGGCGGGACUUGAGGUCAAGUUGACUAAUCACAGGCCACGUGCACGCUGGGUCAACCAAUAAGAAUUGUCCGCCGAGUGGAUUUACAUAAAUCAUUUUCUUUCUUGUGAUUUUUGAGUUGGAAAGUCCUGACAACACAAAGUAUGACUUUCAAUACAAAAAAAAAAAAUAUUAAUAAAGAUGAAAAAAUGCA
Oncorhynchus nerka (sockeye salmon) is the source of this 3714-nucleotide messenger RNA. RefSeq names its product polyadenylate-binding protein-interacting protein 2B. Gene Ontology annotation, cellular component: cytoplasm. NCBI's taxonomy places the organism in Eukaryota, Metazoa, Chordata, Actinopteri, Salmoniformes, Salmonidae. Gene Ontology annotation, biological process: negative regulation of translational initiation. The record is from RefSeq and is a predicted model, not a curated record. The transcript has 4 exons. Gene Ontology annotation, molecular function: mRNA regulatory element binding translation repressor activity. The coding region runs from base 260 to 655 and encodes 131 amino acids.